Molecule: messenger RNA, 878 nt
Organism: Populus nigra (black poplar)
Lineage: Eukaryota; Viridiplantae; Streptophyta; Magnoliopsida; Malpighiales; Salicaceae
Product: ubiquitin-conjugating enzyme E2-23 kDa
Exons: 6
Coding region: 199-750 (183 amino acids)
Biological process (GO): ubiquitin-dependent protein catabolic process; protein polyubiquitination
Cellular component (GO): nucleus
Molecular function (GO): ubiquitin conjugating enzyme activity
Source: RefSeq, a predicted model, not a curated record
ACCUAUUUAUUUAUUUUAGUUAAUUGUUACGCGGGUUACUAAUCUAGUUGAUGUCCUAAGCAUUGCUGUUGCUUCCUUCACUUGUACAAGCAAAACCUUAACCAUAAUCUUCUUCCUUGCUUCCAUUCUCUCUCUCUCUCUCUCUCAAAAAAAUAAAUAAAAAUAAAAUAAAAUUCUCCUAAGAACUAAGAAAGGAUCAUGUCUUCCCCUAGCAAACGAAGAGAGAUGGACUUGAUGAAAUUGAUGAUGAGUGAUUACAAGGUAGAGCUGAUCAAUGAUGGCAUGCAAGAGUUUUAUGUUCAUUUCAAUGGACCCAAUGAAAGUCCUUACCAUGGAGGUGUGUGGAGGAUAAAGGUUGAGCUACCAGAUGCGUAUCCCUAUAGAUCUCCCUCAAUAGGCUUUGUUAAUAAGAUCUACCAUCCAAAUGUUGAUGAAAUGUCUGGCUCAGUUUGUUUAGACGUUAUUAAUCAGACUUGGAGCCCCAUGUUUGAUUUGGUAAACGUGUUUGAAGUAUUCAUACCACAGCUGCUUUUGUACCCUAACCCAUCAGAUCCAUUGAAUGGCGAGGCUGCAGCUCUGAUGAUGCGUGACAAGCCUGCUUAUGAGCUAAGAGUUAAAGAAUACUGUGAGAAAUAUGCUAAGCCAGAGGACAUUGGUGCUGCCCCAGAAGAAAACUCAAGUGACGAGGAGUUGAGCGAGGAUGAGUACGAGUCUCUUGAUGAUGAAAUGGCAGGCCAAGCAGAUCCGUAGUGGGCUCUUGCUUGGCCUCCCAAGCUUGUUGUAUCUGUACAUGUUUCUAGCUUCUGUAAAAAUCAAUCCUAACAAAUGAACUUGUUUAUUGGGCAGGAAAAAAGAAUUCCAUGGGCUCUUUAUUUGUU